Messenger RNA from Acaulospora morrowiae, 480 nucleotides. The record is from the annotation of a GenBank genome assembly. NCBI's taxonomy places the organism in Eukaryota, Fungi, Glomeromycota, Glomeromycetes, Diversisporales, Acaulosporaceae.
AUGCGCCCGUGCCAUCCCUCAUUGGAGCGGGGGCUUGACGAAAAUUUUGCGGAAAUUUUUGAUCCGCGACCAAUGACCGAGGGAAUUCCAUUUUUUGACGUGCUAUUUUGUUUUGCUGUCUGGCUGGUCGAAAAUUAUAUGUACUGGACAUAUGUUUUGUUUGGUCGCAUCGCAUGUUUGUAUAUGAUGCGCCCGAUCUGUACAUGUAUCGCCAUUGUAUGUAUAUCCAAUUUAGCAUUGACAUUAGCUGCUGCACCUCUAACUCGCUUGAUGCAACUCAAUUAUUCCUACCACUCGCAGUUACUGUCAAACCUAAAAGAAACGAGCGUGCCCCAAGAGCGAAAAUGUUCUCGUUCACCACCACCACGCUCGCAUGUAGGAGCGCAUUCAAAAAAGCGCGAGCGAAUGUCAGACGGUCAACCGACAUCGACCUCAUCUCCGACGUCAACGGGGAUGGGUCUCUCAAGCAUCAGCUUAUGA